GUAUUUCUUUGGAUUUUGCAGAGGCAGACAGGUGGCUGGACCUGGGUCAGAGCUGUGGGGUCCAGCAGAGAGCCCCCUGCCAGCCUGGUGCCGGUCUGGAGAGGCUGUGGGAUGUGAUGCCGGAGCCGGGAGGCUGGCACUGGGCCAACUCGCCAGGCAGCGCCACGGCAAUCUCCACGCUGAUAAGAGAUCUCAGCCUCGGCGACGCUGGCAUGACCGGCCCCCUCUCCCCCCACUCCACACCCACCACUGUCCCCCACACCUCUACAGCUACCAGCCAAGCUCCCACGGCACCCCCGAGCAAACGUCAGUGCCGCUCCCUGUCUUUCUCCGAUGAAUUCAGCGGGUGCCGCUCAUCUUGGAGGCCUCAAGGCUCCCGAGUGUGGACGACGGUGGAGAAACGAAGGUGCCACAGUGGAGGGAGUGUGCGAGGAGGAGGAGGAGGAGGAGGAGGUUUCUCUGGAGGACAUUUUCCUGCCAUGCAGCGUAGCUCCAGCUUCAGUUUGCCCUCACGUUCCAGCAUCCCCAUAGAGGGAGCCCUGGACCUGCCGUUCUUCAACCAGCGACUGCCUCCCCACCCUCAAUUCACCGCCUCUCCAGUCUCCCCUACCUCUCCUCCCUCGCAUCAUCACCACUUCCUCAGGCCCCUGUCCCUCUCCCACGAGCAGAUCAGCCUCCCAGAGCUGCAGAGGGAGGAGGCCAGCUCUCCAGACUCUACUCCAGAAUUGGGGAGGCGAGCCGGCCUGAAAGCGAGGGGAUCGGGGGGUCUGUCUCGGAGCAAGUCCCACCCCUGCGUGCUGAACGACAAAAAAAUCGGUAUGAAGCGCAGGCGGCCGGAAGAUGCCCAGGAGCAGCGUCCCUCCCUGGACCUGGCAAAGAUGACUCAGAAACUUCAGACCUUUCAGAGCCUGAGCUGCCCUGGAUUUUCUGCCACCGACGGCUGCCAAUCAAGCUUGCUCCCUCCCAUCUUCGACACCUUCAGCCAACCAGACUUCACCGCUGUGUCCGAGCUGGGAAUGGAUCCACGGCAGGAAGUGGCAGGAGAUGAUGAGGAUUCUUCCUACGAGGAGCUGGAUAGCGAUUCUGCUUGUAGCAUGGACUCGCGGCCCGGCUCGCCUGAAGGCAUGGUGGGAGACAAACACACCCUCUGGAAGGGUGACUGUGGGACACAGAGGGACAUUUUCCAGCUCGGGGGAGAGCUGGAUCUUGACCAGAUUGAAAGAAACUAAACAUUUAGGAGAUUUUAAAAGGCCGUGUCUGGACUGUUUCAGAAAGUUAUUGGACAUUGAUGAAGUGCAAAGAGAUGGAUAUUGAGAAGGGUUGUAAGGAAAAGAGUGGAAGAGUGGACUUUGAAAGAGAAAGGAAAGCGAUAUAGAUGAUGAAGGAUUAAGUAUGUUGUUAACGGCGGCCUUUUUAAUGACACGUUUGCCUUGAACAUUCGUACUGUUUGAAUCAAAAGCAGUGACCUUAGUUGUUUUUUAUUGGGUAUUCAGCUUAACUCAGGAGUAGGAGAGUGAGGGUUAGUCUUAAAAAAAAAAACCCGGCCCCCACUUACUUUCAACCUGAUGACCUUUCCAAAGUCAGCUAACCAUAGGUAGUACUGUAGCAGUAGCUGGGCUCUCCUGUAUUUAGCUUGAGUUUCAUUGUUUUUUCAGAGAAAGUGGACGUGAAAGGAUGGGGUGAAACAGGGAGGGGUAAACAACAGGAAGAAGUAUCUUCUAGUGGACUUACCCUCGACUUUCCUCCCUGUCUUUCAUGCACACAUGAGAAACUGUUUUUUUCUGCUGAAUGUCGGCUCAAUAAGCUUUAUGAGGAGUUCGGAAAAUGAUGUGCCUUCUUUUGGAUGCUUGCUCUAUGGGUUCUCUAGCCUCAAUCGAAGCCACCUUUUCUGAGCUUUUUUAUUGUAGUUUUUAAUAUGCAAAUUGUAUAUUUGAAUUAAACACUGAAUCUCAACUUUUCAGUUCUAAUAUCAAUGUAUAUUUUUCUAAGUAAAUGUUUUUUAUGAGCUGUUUUAGAAGGAACACAAAUACAAGGCAUUUCUUCUAACAGAAUGGACAUGAAAUAAAUGUACAACCUGCA
This is a messenger RNA of Notothenia coriiceps (black rockcod), 2079 nucleotides long. RefSeq names its product protein FAM53B-like. The transcript is spliced from 2 exons. Bases 117 to 1229 code for a protein of 370 amino acids. Lineage: Eukaryota; Metazoa; Chordata; Actinopteri; Perciformes; Nototheniidae. Gene Ontology annotation, biological process: protein import into nucleus; positive regulation of canonical Wnt signaling pathway. Gene Ontology annotation, cellular component: nucleus. The record is from RefSeq and is a predicted model, not a curated record.